GGCUCGUGCAGGCCGCUCGGGGCCUGUGCGUGCCGGUGCUGCCCGGUGCUGCCCGGUGCUGCCCGCUCUCCAGGCAGCGCGGCUCGCCCUUUGCCGGGCUGCUAGAGGUCGCGCCGCUCUCCGGCCCGGUCCUGGCCCUGCCUGCGCCUCUGCCCCGCUCUCCGGGGCCGCUGUCUCUCCCAAGCCUGGCAGGCCGGUGUUGGUGAAGUCGCCACGGUGUGCGCGAGGUGGAGCGGCAGCGGCCCCCUGCAGUAAACUCUCAGUGGCAGCGACCGUGUCGGAGGAGUUCCCGGUACUGAGGUUUUCACGCUUUACAGAGGUCUCAGGAGUCUGAUUAAAUAUUUUGUUACAAGCCAUGUAAGACACGGACGGGUCUCGCCGCUGUGCGGGGCAGACCGAGGCACUGUCUGGACGCUCCGCUCUGCUUCGCCCUCCGCCUUUGCGGCUCCCUCUGUGCUCGGCCUGCCCGAAAGCGCUGCUUGGAUCGUCUGAACUUGACUUCAGCUUCCGGGCUGUGAAUGCCUUGAAUGCCUGUGUUACCAGAACAGAGGGAUUUCUCUGCUACACCAUGUACAAAUAGUUUUAAUUAUUAAGCCUAGAAUAGAUGAUGUGCCUGUUCUGAAUCAAUUAUGUGCCCAUGACAGGAGCACAGCUUCCACAAUUUUAAAAUAGGGAAUUAGCCUUAAUGCAAACAGCCCUUGUAACAGUGGAAGUAACUCUCCCUGUGUCACUGGUCAUGCAGAGGUGUGUUAGUGGUCAUGCAUGCAAAGGUACUUCGUUGCUCAGGGCCUAAGCUUUCAGGGUUGGUUUCUUUUGGACUGGUUGGUUGGUUGUAGGUAGUAGGCAGUUUGGUUGUAGGCAGUUUUUUCAGGUAUUUCUACAAGACAUUGCUAGUAUAAGUGUUUUAAAAUGCCAGCUUUGUGUAUUUUUAGAAGUCAUGGUCCUGCAUGUACUUGACCUGGCUUGGCUCUAAGUUGGAUCACGCUUGCUGGCUUUCUGCAUGCCAGGAUAAUCCUAAAUUCCUGCCACUGACAAUAUGGUAAGUCAUGUUCCUGUCCGUCAGCCCGGCACUACAGAGGCUGCACCUGCAUCUGCACCUUUUGUUUAAAAACUGAAAUGAAACAAAACCCCAACAUGCAAGCCCACUUUUUGGUUGGUUAAUGCCACACUGAGUACAAACUUAAUACAAGACCUAAUCAGACCUUCACACCUUAAAUGUCUGGUACCUCAGAAGCAGGGCAUGAAGAAUUUCUUUACUUUGUGAGCAGCCGUAUCUGAACAGCACCAGAAUGAUCUGCUGGGGAACCGGAAAACCAAAAAUUUUCUAUAUGACUUCUUAUCUCUAAUACAGGGCAAUCUAGGGAGCUGAAACAGUCCCAGGCCAUCAGAGGCAAGGUCUGUGGCUCCAUAUAGGGUUGUGUGUCAGCAGAUUUGGACUGCUGAUUGAGUAAUUUUGGUAACCUUUGGUAUGACUGUGCAUCAGAUCACAGCUUCCCUUCUUGGAAGUGCAGCAGGAAAGUCUUCAGCUGCAGCGGCUGGCAUGUACUCCUCCUGUAUCUGUGACAGGACUACCAAGCCUGGAUACUCUGACUCAAAGCCGGAAUCAUCCUUACCUUUCGUGUGUAUAUGCCAGAGCCACAUUAGUGCUCUUGUCUCCCUUGGAUGACACAGUCAGCUACAUUAACUCUACACUGAAUUUUCUUGCUGUGAUUAGUGAGAGCUGAGGCCCAUAGCACUCUCACCGACUGUGAACUGGCUGAAAUGUGUGGCUUCCACAAGCAGUUAGCUCAGCAGUCAGCAGGGACAGAACCAUCAGCAUGCUGUGGUUGGUGUGAAAAGUGUGGGCUGUGUGCUGUGCAGGAACCUGUAAGGGUUCCAUGGUGGCAAUUGCCACGCUGCUGGCAUAUGAGCCCCGUGCCAGUUAAACACUAGAGCUGGCUCAGGUGUGGUGGGCAAACUUCCUGUCACUGUCCUUAGAUACCAGAAUAGAACUCCACUUGCCUGUGUCCAUUUAAGAGCAACAGUCUUAGUUUUUAAUGCCUUAGUUAUGCCUGUAGCUAAAAGUUCUGUUUCAUCAAGAGUCUGUAGUUGCUUGGUACAAGUCUACGGUAAAGAAUCUGCUUUUAAGAAAAACUGUAAAAAGGUUCUGGUUAACCCUUCUCCCACACCUGAAAUCAUGAGGCUUUCCUUAUUCACAUAAUGGGCAUGCCUGUGCUAUCAGUGGCUGUCAGCUUCAGUGAGGCUCUGAGUUUUUACCUGAUGUGAGUAUGGUGCGUCAUGGCCUUGAAACAGAGCUAUAGAGCAAGGAAGAGGCUUUUUCUCUGGGAUAGGAGGAGGAGUGUAGAGAAGUUCUUGCUUUCUGCGUUCUUAGGGCAAAGGUUUUCCUGCUGCUUGAUCUGUUUUUUUUCCAGGAGGGAGGGGAGAGUAAGGGAUUGGAGAAAAUAACCCUCCUCCUCCUUUUGUGCGGUUUGCUUCACUUCAUUAAAUCAUCAGCCAUCAAGCUGAUAGCGUACUUGGUAAGGGCUCAUUCUGCAGUGAUGUGCUGAGGCGGCAGGACACAGGCAUGAAAAUAGUUCCUGAGUAUGUUGGGACUGCAACUCUUGUCCUCCUCUGGAGACAGCAGGGCUAUGUGGAGUGCACAGUAAAUAACUCUACAGCCUGGUCUGCCAGCACUGUUCCUCCCACUAGCAGCAAGUACUGAUGGUGAGUAUCAGCUCUGACUUGUGCUGACCGAAAUUCAGUGCCAGGUCUGUGCUGUGCUUCGGGGAUUUUGUGGCAGCAGCGGCACUGGACUCGGUGCAUGGGACUAAGAUAGAGGAGAUCAUUCUUGGUGUGUGUGUACAAAGCCCAGGCUUGCUGUGUCCCCUCUGUAGUUUCUGUGGGGUCAAUGUCUGCUCCCCCAGUGGAUCCAGCAGUGGAUCCUUAUGCAGGAGGAAUGCUUUUGGCUUCUUUGUAAUAAGGAAAAGCACAGUGAAAGACGCCUGCUUGAUGUUGUGGGUGGAGCUUAGGUCAAGGGUGAACAGCUGUGUCCUUGGCAGGUACAGGUCAGUUGAAUGGUGUGUUCAGACUCUGUCCCCUCUUGAGGCAGGCAGUGCUGCUCUCCUUUCCUGGCAUUUCUAACUCAUAGCAUAUGUUCAGCAGCUGGUCAAAGGAGGUGAUUGUUCCACUCUGCACUUGUCACAGCACUAAUCCUGUCUAAGUUCAAGAAGCCUGGGGACAAUGCUCUCAGGCACAUGGUGGAGUUCUUGGAAUGUCUGUACAGGGCCAGGAGCUGGAUUCAAAUCUUGAUGGAUCCCUUUCAACUUGGUGUAUUCUGUGAUUCUAUGCCAGCUUGCAAACCCAGACACCCAGACCUUCAACGCAAACUGUUGCUGAUGCUCCCUCUGUGUCCUUUUUCACUGCCACAGAGUUUUCACUUGUUUUUCCUCCUCCCUGCAAACUCCUGCACCUCUCAAACUGUUCUCUCUGUUACCGUAGGUCUUCUUGAGCUGAAAGGAUGAAAAUUGGCAACUGGAAAAUCACUGUCACUGACGUGAGCUUUAUCCUGACUUCUGGAGUCCCAGUUGAUGUUGUUGGGCAUAUGAGUCUACAAGAGUGUCCCCUGUCCCUGUCCAUGGUUUAGGCAGCGGUUGGACAUGCAUCACUAGCGGGAUGGUCGGCCAGCAAAGCUGCAAUGUCGUCCCUGACGACCUCCAGUGAGGGAGAGAACUCUGCUCCCAGGUUUGUUGUCGGUUCCAGAGAUGACGAGACAGAAUUUCUGGGAUCAAACAUGAAGACAGAUGAAACUGAUUUCUUUGAAGAUGAUGAAGAGGAGGAGUCGCCUCCAGAGCGGCAGAUUGUGGUGGGAAUCUGUGCCAUGACCAAAAAGUCCAAGUCAAAGCCCAUGACACAGAUUCUGGAACGUCUGUGCAAGUUUGAGUACAUCACAGUGGUGAUCAUGGGGGAAGAUGUUAUUCUGAACGAACCAGUGGAAAACUGGCCCUCUUGUGACUGCCUGAUAUCCUUCCACUCCAAAGGAUUCCCCCUGGAUAAGGCAGUUGCUUAUGCCAAGCUGUGCAAACCAUUUCUGAUCAACGACCUUGAUAUGCAGUAUUACAUCCAGGACAGGCGUGAAGUGUAUCGGAUCCUUCAAGAAGAGGGAAUAGACCUGCCCCGCUAUGCUGUGCUCAAUCGGGAUCCUGACAGACCAGAAGAGUGCAACUUGGUGGAAGGAGAGGACCAUGUGGAGGUAAAUGGAGCUGUGUUCCCAAAGCCAUUUGUGGAGAAGCCAGUCAGUGCUGAAGACCACAACGUGUAUAUUUACUACCCGACAUCAGCAGGAGGGGGCAGCCAGCGGCUGUUCCGUAAGAUUGGCAGCCGGAGCAGUGUGUACUCCCCAGAGAGCAGUGUGAGGAAGACAGGCUCCUACAUUUAUGAGGAGUUCAUGCCUACAGAUGGCACUGAUGUAAAGGUGUACACUGUUGGGCCGGACUACGCCCAUGCAGAGGCUCGCAAAUCCCCUGCUUUGGAUGGGAAAGUGGAACGAGACAGUGAAGGGAAGGAAAUUCGUUACCCAGUCAUGCUGACUGCCAUGGAGAAACUCGUUGCCCGUAAAGUCUGUGUAGCCUUUAAGCAAACUGUGUGUGGGUUUGACCUCCUGCGGGCCAACGGCCACUCCUUUGUUUGUGAUGUGAACGGCUUCAGCUUUGUGAAGAACUCCAUGAAGUAUUAUGAUGACUGUGCCAAAAUCCUUGGAAAUAUAAUCAUGAGGGAGUUGGCUCCCCAGUUUCAUAUCCCCUGGUCCAUCCCAACAGAGGCAGAAGACAUCCCCAUUGUCCCCACAACUUCAGGCACCAUGAUGGAGCUUCGCUGUGUUAUUGCAGUCAUCCGUCAUGGAGAUCGCACCCCAAAGCAGAAGAUGAAGAUGGAAGUGAAACAUCCCCGGUUCUUUGAAUUAUUUGAGAAAUAUGAUGGUUACAAGACAGGAAAGUUGAAGCUGAAGAAACCAGAGCAGCUACAGGAAGUGCUGGACAUUGCACGGCAACUUGUGGUGGAGCUUGGAACCCACAGUGAUUGUGAAAUCGAGGAGAGGAAAUCCAAACUGGAACAGCUGAAGAGUGUCUUGGAGAUGUAUGGACAUUUUUCUGGCAUUAACCGUAAGGUUCAGUUGACCUAUCUGCCUCAUGGACAUCCAAAAGCUGCGAGUGAAGAUGAAGAAGCUCGACGAGAGUCCUCCCCCUCCCUUCUCCUGGUGCUUAAGUGGGGUGGAGAGCUGACCCCAGCAGGAAGAGUCCAGGCUGAGGAGCUGGGGCGGGCCUUUCGCUGCAUGUAUCCUGGAGGCCAAGGUGAUUAUGCUGGUUUCCCUGGCUGUGGCUUGCUCAGGCUGCACAGCACUUACCGCCAUGAUCUCAAGAUCUAUGCCUCGGACGAGGGGAGAGUUCAGAUGACAGCAGCAGCUUUUGCAAAGGGUCUGCUGGCCCUGGAAGGAGAGCUGACCCCCAUCCUGGUGCAGAUGGUGAAAAGUGCCAACAUGAAUGGUCUGCUGGACAGUGACAGUGAUUCCCUCAGCAGCUGUCAGCACAGAGUAAAGGCGCGACUGCAUGAAAUCAUGCAGAAGGAUGCUGAGUUCUGUGAAGAGGAUUUUGAAAAGCUAGCACCUACAGGCAGUGCUUCUCUGCUCAACUCCAUGACAUUUAUCCAGAACCCAGUUGAGGUCUGUAACCAGGUGUUCACCCUGAUUGAGAACCUCACCUCCCAGAUACGAAAACGUCUGGAAGACCCAAAAUCUGCAGACCUGCAGCUGUACCACAGUGAGACUUUGGAGCUGAUGCUGCAACGCUGGAGUAAGCUGGAGCGAGAUUUCCGCAUGAAGAACGGGCGCUAUGACAUCAGCAAGAUCCCUGAUAUAUAUGACUGCAUCAAGUAUGAUGUACAGCACAACUGUGCACUGAAACUGGAAGGCACAACUGAACUCUUCAAGCUCUCCAAAGCCUUGGCAGAUGUGAUCAUACCCCAGGAAUAUGGGAUUAAUAAGGAGGAGAAACUGGAGAUUGCUAUUGGCUUUUGUCUUCCUCUCAUUAAAAAGAUCCAGCUGGACCUACAGAGAACUCAUGAAGAUGAGUCUGUCAACAAACUACAUCCAUUGUACUCAAGAGGAGUUCUGUCACCGGGUCGCCAUGUUCGAACACGGCUGUACUUCACCAGUGAGAGCCAUGUGCACUCCCUGCUCAGUAUCUUCCGCUAUGGGGGGCUACUGGAUGAAAACAAAGACCAGCAGUGGAAGAGAGCCAUGGACUAUUUGAGUGCUAUCUCAGAGCUGAACUACAUGACCCAGAUUGUUAUCAUGCUCUACGAGGACAACAACAAGGACCCCUCUUCAGAGGAGCGUUUCCACGUGGAGCUGCAUUUCAGCCCUGGCGUCAAAGGCUGCGAGGAGGACAGGAAUAUACCCACGGGGUUUGGCUUUCGGCCGGCCUCAGCAGAGAACGAGGACAAGAAGGCAGACCAAGGCAGCCUAGAGGACCUCUCCAAUGAGAAGGGCAGCGAUGAGCCAGACCGUGCUCGGCAGAAGUCCCCGCAGCCCUCGGAGCCGGUCAGCAUCCAGCGAAGGUCGCCGCUGGUCAGGAGCCGGAAGACGGGAUCCAUGGAGGUGCUGUCUGAAUCUUCUUCAAAAUCAGGAGGUUAUCGCCUCUUCAGCACUUAUUCCAGGCAGUCUUCUGAGAUGAAGCAAAGUGGAUUAGGGUCACAGUGCACCGGGCUGUUUAGCACCACUGUGCUGGGAGGCUCCUCCAGUGCCCCCAACCUCCAGGACUACGCACGCAGCCAUGGCAAAAAGUUUGCCAGCAGCCUGACAUACAAAGACGAGCUCUUGUCUAUGCCAGCCGUAAAACGAUUUUCUGUGUCGUUUGCAAAGCAUCCGACUAAUGAUGUGUUGGAGCACCAGCACGUUGCCCAGUUGCUACGCCGUUUUUCCUCUGACUGUGCCACGAGCCGGACCAUCUCCUUGGAUGCCACCCUAGCCCAUCACCUGCAGCAGUGCUCCUACCACCUGCGCCUCUUCAGGAGCUGGCUGAUCUCAGGGCAGGAUGACUUGGAGUGUCUUUACGGUUUUGAAGGCUGUUCCAUGGUUCCCACCAUCUAUCCCCUGGAGACCCUCCACAACUCCCUCUCUUUGCGGCAGGUCAACGAGUUCCUGACAGCUGUGUGCAGGAGCUGCAGUGAAUCCCAUGUCCAGUCCACGGCAGCUUUGUUUGAUUCAAUGAUUGGGAGCCAGAUACCAGGAGACCCCUUUAUGUCCCAGCGAAUCCUGUCGUCAUCGUCCUUGCCGCUGCGCCCGCGUUCGGAUAAGCCCCCUUGGUACAGCAGUGGCCCCUCCAGUACCGUCUCCAGUGCAGGCCCGUCCUCCCCAACUUCUGUGGAUAACUGUGCUCGUUUCAGCUUCACUGAGAAACUUUCCAUCAGCCCCCCCAAAAGCGAGGAGCAGCUGACUAGCCAGUCCCCUGAGCAGGAAGAGAGUCAAGCUCCAGGCAGAGGGUUUGACGUGCAGGGCGGCGUGUCUGGUUGCAGAGUUGCAGAGCCAAGUGCCCCAGAGACCCUGAUCUGGAAUAAAGGCCCAGAGCCAGGCAGGAUUCUGGAGCUGUGCAAGAGGGAGCUGGCGGGGGAGGACGCUAACCCAGAAGAGAAGAGCAUGGGGGAGCGGGAUGAAGAAAAAUCAUCUGAGGAAAUGUUAGAGCCAAGUAACAUAGGAAACUCAAAGUGUGGUGAGGGGUUUGACCUGAGGCUCGUUGGGGAGACAGUGAAGCCAGGUGAGGAGUCUGUCAGGGGAAUGACUGGCCUGGAUCAGUCUGGGCUGUCCAAGGAGAUCCUGGUGCCCUGUGCAGAGGAGCUGCUGGGAGAGGUGUUGGACCCAGAGCAUACAGGCAAGGAGCUGCUGGGGGACAGUGCUCUGUCAGACCAGCUUUUCUCUGAUCACCUGUGCCAGGUGCAGCCACUGCCUCGUGAGAAGAAUGUGGAGGAACUGCAACAGCUGUGUCAGAAGGAUCAGCAAAUUUAGUGGCUUACUGGACAGUACAUUUGCAAGCAGUUCUAAGCCUGAAAGCAGCCCAGCUUCCUGCUUGGCACCUCACACAGCUGGCAGUCCAUAGCAGAGAAGAAGCCAUGUCCCAGAGCCACAGGAUUCUGUGGUGUGGAGAGACUGCUUUGCUUCUCCACAAGCCAGCUCAUUGCCAUUCAGCAAGAAUGUUUGCCUCGUCAAAUGAACAACAAUGCAGUCUUGGUACUGGCAUGGCACCUCCAUGGAGCAGGGACAUGGUGCUGCACUGGUGUCCCAAGGGCUUUGUGCUCACUGGGACAGCAGCAUUAGAGGACUGGUACAGCCAAGGCUUUUAGGGUGGUUAAGUCCAAAAGGGACAGAUCCUUCCUCAUGACCUUUUGGCCCACAGCCUUCAGAGAAAGGCAUUCUGGACCCAAAUUAAUUGGAUCCAUCACAACCACCAACCUCUUCUCUUUUUCUUCCUUCUUCCUCUCUCAAUUCCCCCUGCUGGCCACCAAAAUCAGGUCCAGAGCGUCCAUGGUAGGAAAACUAGCAGAAGCAGAAAGCAUUCUGAAUGUGGAAAAGAAGGGUAGUGGAAAAGAGGGCAUCAGGUUUGACUGCCACUAGCAAGGAAACAUCCCUUUGGCAUGGCCUUGGCUGUUUCCCUGCAGGCAGGCAGGUGCCCUGGGAUCCAGCCUGAGAGAGCUGUGCAGGGAAGACACACACAGUUUUUGUUUUUUUCUCAUCCCCAAGGAUCAGGCAGGGUAAAGCUCUGUGGUCUUGGUGAAAGGGAUUAAAAGAAACUGCUAUUUUGACAAUUCAGGACUAUUAGAAACCAAUAAGGAUAAAUCUUUAUUAUAUAAAAUGAAAAGUAUUUAAUGGAUAUUUAUGUAGAUGCCUUGUGAGCACAAGCCUGAGGGCAAGAUUGAUACGGGUGUCCCUGCCGCAUCCUGAGUGCCGGCCAGGGCUGUGCUUCCUACUCCUCCUGUAUUUAUGGACAAGUCUGCGUGUCUGUCUGUAGCUAGGAUCUGUGUUUUUGUGAAGCUGUGCCCAAAGAUCUCUAUGCUGUGUUGUGACAAUGUGUGUUCACAGUAAAUCUAUGCUGUGGGUCCACUGUCUCUGUGUCUCUGAUGUUGACUUGGCAGCAGCGUCUUAUGUGCUGAAGCUUGCAGGUGCUUGGAACAGUAAGCACUGCUUAUGCUCUGUUGUCCUGGAAGAGCAGCUGUAGCUGGAGUCAGGCCUGCAGUAGGCUCCAGGCCAGGAAAAAAACCUCCUUUUUCCUACAUGGGAGAAGUCGUCAUUCUGGGGAAGAGCUCCUGGCUUCCCAGGUCUCAGGGGCGUUUGUGGUAGAAUUAAGACACUGUAAUGGUGUGUUCGUUCAGCUCUUUUCACUUGGUCCACACCUUCCCGUCACUUCAAGCACAUCCUGGGUGUCAUGUUCUUUUCUUCAUGCCCAGGAAUGCCACUUUGGGCAUGUAAGAAAGGACAUGUUUUCUUGCACUGAGAAUGGAGCAGUCAUGUAACUGCCCAGGGUGCAGCACUGUAAGGGGCACCCCAGCCCCUCUCCCAGCUUGCUGUGUCUGCCCUGCACUCUCUCUCCCUGCUUUAUAGAUCUGCACAAACAGAGACCUUGGCCAUGGGGUUGCAGCCAACCUGCUGCAGUGGGGUCAGGCAGCAUGGAAUCCUGGCAUGCCUGCGCCCAGAUCCAAGGCAGCAGGUGUGCCACCUGCCACAUGGCCAGAGACCUUCCUGCUCAGAUUGCCAGCAGAGCUGGGCAGAGGUGCCAUUCCCAAGAAGUGCAGGGACAGGCAGAGGGCUGCAAUGGAAUGCAUGAUUCUGGAACUGUGAGGAGUAAUGGUGUUGCAUGGCAGACAGGCCUCACUGGAUUAUCGGGAGCUGCUUCCCCCCCUACAGCCCUUAGCCAGCUGUCCCAGAUGUUCCCAGGAGGGACCCACUAGUUACCCUGCUAAGGCCAGGGGUGGGGGGCUGUCCCAGGCAGGCUCUGUGGCCUUAUGUGCAUGUCCCUUUCUGAGUCACAGGAAAGUUUAGCAGCUGCUGGUGAAGGUGGGGUGUUGGUGGAAAAGCUGGGGUUCGCCUAAGCUGGGAGGCACAGCAGCCAUGUCUGUGUGCUCCUGCCCAGAAGCGUGGGCUCACUGAAAGAACAGUUGGAAACCACUGGAGAUGUUCUUGUUCGCAAUUAAUGUGGCUUUAUUAUUAAUGUGUUGGGCUCCUCUCUUGACAGCAGUUAGUUACAGUGUUUCACAUGGAAAUGGGCAAAAGGACAGAACUCAAGGAACUAAAUUCAAAUAGAAAUGUGAUGCUGAAGAAAAAAAUCAGGGCUCUCUUCUUAAAACAUUUAGCAUAGAAGAAGCUAGGAGCACAAGAUUCCAUUUCAAUACAAUUAAGACGUUCACUUUUUUAAUUAUAGGUUUAAAAUAGUAUUUUUUACCUAUUACAUACAGGAAGAUUACGCAUUGUUGCCCACAUGCAGAAACAAGCAAAAGCAGAGUUUAACUGUUUCUCUCUAUAGUGUUGUAUUACCUCUGGCUCCAGGUGGGUCCUGCUGGCUCCUGUGGCCUGAGCAGGGCCAUACUCCACGAAUCAGCUUUUUCCUAAGUCUUUUUCCCCAUUGUUUUUUUAAGAUGGAAGGGGGUGGAGGAGAGAGAGGGAGAUAGGGAGUGAGAGAAGCUCAAGGCAGAACAGACUGCGACAAAAACUGAAAAAAAAACCAUGGAGCCUUGAGGACAGGGAAGCAAAGUGGUGUAGGAUAAAGGUAGCCAAGCAGCAGAGCUGCAGAGGGCAAGAGCAGAGCAUGGAGGGCAGUGUUCCUCCUGGAAUCCACCAGUGGCCACACUCCUGCCUGGAGGAUGCAGGUACCUCAAAAAGCCUCACUAUUACUUCUGCUUAGUCAGAAUUGCUUCAAGUUUAAAAGGAAAACAUUCAUAUGUGGGUCUAUCUAAAGUUAGUGCAUUAGCUUUUACAUCUAGCUACGCAGAGAGAUUCCAGGAGCCAGUGAGGGCCAUGCUUGUGCCUCUGGUGUCUGGCAUCCUGCAGCUGCCACCACGGCGAGUGAGCCAGAGUCUC
This is a messenger RNA of Taeniopygia guttata (zebra finch), 11095 nucleotides long. The record is from RefSeq and is a predicted model, not a curated record. NCBI's taxonomy places the organism in Eukaryota, Metazoa, Chordata, Aves, Passeriformes, Estrildidae.